UCGUCUACAUCUGUUAUCUCUCUCCUAGCAGCCGUCGUUCUUUUCUCCUCUUCUCUUCCUGCGCAAAUUGUCGUCUUCCUCAUUCUUGCAACAACCGCUAGCCCAAGCUCCAUAGCCGUCGUGCCUCCUCUGAUGCUUCUUCCGCAUCGUCGUGCCGCAAGCCGUGGCUCCUUCCAGGAGCACGUCUCACUGCGCUACAGAGGCUUGCGCUUCCAAGCCUGCUGCUGCUCCUACCAGCCAGACAGUCUCGUCGUCCCGGUAGUUGGCAGCUGCAAGUGCUGCUGUAGCUGUUACACCAAGAGCUGUCCCUCAAGCUCGGAAAGCGUCGCUCGCCCGGUUCUUGGAGAAGUGAAAGGAAAGGUAUGGACUGUGCCUUGCUAUACUUUCUAUGGUGUAUAUGCUCUGCUCAAGCUUGUUGUCGUCAACAUCUAACCGAUCCCUGCGUCAGGACACUAGUCUUCAUCCUCCUUGUUUCUUUCUCUCUGCAGAGUGGCUAGUGUCGAGCCAUACCCGACGUCCAACUCCAAGAGCCCGCUAGAGAGCAGUGACGCCCUCGACAGCGCUAGCGCUCCAACGAAAUCGUCAUCUGCAGACGUCGCCCCGGCGAGCAGCCACAACGGCGGCGGCGUAGAGCUUGUGCGCCAUGGCGGAUAUCCCAGGAGCAUCAGCUUCAGCACAAAUUUGCAGAUCUGACUCUGGUGUUGCUGUCCAUAGACUACCACUACCACUACAACUCCGUGUCCGCGAGCUUCUCCUGGUGUAUGACUACAUGCCCAACGGCAGCCUAGACAGGUGGUUGUAGAACUCGACGCCCUCCCGCACCUCCGCGCGGUGCCCCAGUCCCAGACCCAGCCCGAGCCCCGCCCUCCGCUUCCAGUCCCGCUGCUCCUCGUCGUCAUCUUCGCCGAUGAACCACCGCACGGAGGCCUCGAGCGCCGGCGAGCGCGGGCGAGCGCCGCGGAGCCGCGCGACGGCGGCCGCGGCGGCGAGGGCGAACCCCGCCGCGGCCGCCAGGAGGGCGAGGUGGUGGCCGCCGUCGCCCCCGUGCAUGAGCAGCGCGGCGAGCGUGAGGACCGGGAGGAGGAGGAGCGCGGACUGGGCCGGGCCGGGGCGGAACCGGUGGUGGGCACAGCGGAGCAGCGCCCGAGGCUUGCCCAGUGGCGCCUGCGCCUUCUUGUCGUCGGGUUCCGGGUCGUCGAGCGCGUGGAACGAUGCGGUGCCGGGACCCGCGCACAUGGUAGGCGACCGGAGUAGCGACGACGGCGUCCUCGUCAGCUUACCGGCUCCGCCGCCGUGCUCGUCCAUGCCUCCCUGCCGUCUCGCCCCCGCCGCCGCGUCAGCUCCUCUCUUUCGUUUCUGAACCGUGCUCUGCUUCCCCCGCCGUUUCUGAAGCGAGGAGAAGGAGAGAAGAGAGAGAAGGGACAAGACGGGAAAGCAGCGAGCACUCACGGCGCUGGGACGGCGGCUGUCUCAAUGGUCUUAAUCGUCGUUCACUACUGAUAAUGGCGUGGUCAUGUCCAUUUUGAAGUGUGGGUUGUCCUCUAGUUUUCCAUAAUAGAGAAUCCCUCGCCUA
This is a messenger RNA of Zea mays, 1573 nucleotides long. RefSeq lists its product as uncharacterized. The transcript is spliced from 2 exons. The record is from RefSeq and is a predicted model, not a curated record. Lineage: Eukaryota; Viridiplantae; Streptophyta; Magnoliopsida; Poales; Poaceae. Bases 908 to 1360 code for a protein of 150 amino acids.